AUGGAUGAAGAUGAGAAGGACAGGGCAAAGAGGGCAUCACGCAACAAAUCUGAAAAGAAGAGGAGAGACCAGUUCAAUGUCCUCAUUAAAGAGCUUUGCACGAUGCUGCAGGGCCACGGCCACGCUCUCAAGAUGGACAAGUCUACCAUACUGCAGAGGACCAUCGACUUCCUACAGAAACAGAAAGAAAUCACAGCACAGACAGAAGCCUCUGAGAUUAGACAAGACUGGAAGCCUUCAUUUCUUAGCAACGAGGAGUUCACCCAGUUGAUGUUAGAGGCACUAGAUGGCUUUCUCAUUGCUCUUACCACUGAUGGGAUCAUUAUUUAUGUAUCUGAUAGUGUCUCGUCUCUGCUUGGACACUUACCGUCAGAUUUGGUGGACCAAAAUAUAUUGAACUUUCUGCCUGAGCGGGAGCAGAGCGAGGUGUAUAAGCUCCUUUCUCCACACGUGCUCAUGACAGAUCCCGUUGCAGCUGAUUUUCUAAACGCGGAAAAACAAAUAGAAUUUUGCUGCCAUUUAGCCAGAGGCAGCUUAGAUCCAAAUGAACCCCUGUUGUAUGAAUAUGUGAAAUUUGUAGUGGAUUUUAAAUAUUUUACUCAUGUGCCUACACCCUCCUGUAAUGGUUUUGAGUCAGCUAUUGCACGAGCUUUCAGGACAGCCACGGAGGAGCAGAUUUGCCUCGUAGCAACUGUUCGUCUUGUCACACCGCAGUUCUUAAAGGAGCUCUGCAAUGUCGAGGAGCCAUGUGAAGAAUUUACAUCGAGGCAUAGUUUGGAAUGGAAGUUUUUAUUCUUGGACCACAGGGCUCCACCUAUUAUAGGAUAUUUACCCUUUGAGGUUCUGGGAACAUCAGGGUAUGAUUACUACCACGCGGAUGACCUGGAGCUUCUUGCUAGGUGCCAUGAACACUUGAUGCAGUUUGGAAAAGGCAAGUCCUGUUACUACCGGUUCCUGACCAAAGGGCAGCAGUGGAUAUGGCUGCAGACACACUACUACAUCACCUACCACCAGUGGAACUCCAAACCCGAGUUCAUCGUUUGCACUCACCUGGUAGUUAGUUAUGCAGAAGUUCGAGCUGAAAGAAGGCGAGAUCUUGGCCUUGAAGAGUCAUCAAUUGAACUGGCAUCCUCUUCUCUAAAGAGCCACAGCAGCUUCCUGGACGUGGGGCAGUGCGGCAGCAGCCAGGACGCCAGCAGGGAGGGGGUGUCGCUGUCGUCCCACAGCUCCCGACGCUCCUCGCACACCGCGCUCUCCGACUCCGCAUCCACGUCAUCCAUGCGACACACGGACACCAGCACACCCACACGGCCCUCGGUGCUGGGGGGACAGGCAGAGAAGGCAGCCCUGCGGCUGGCAUCAGCUGGAAGCGCUCAGGUCGUGUACCAUUUCCCGACCCAGCUGGGGAUGAUGCAUCACCUGAAGGAGCAGCUGGAGGAGAGGACUCGCAUACUGCAAGCUGACAUCAAAACGCAGCAAGAAGAGCUCCACAUCAUCAAGGAGCAGCUCCAGCUGGUGCAGGACUCGAACCUGCAGAUGCUGAUGCAGCAGCCCAUCCCCAUCGUCUUUAACAACAUGCAGCACCCGAGCCCCAGGAGGCCGCCGCCGCCGGGGAUGCCCAGGCAGACCACAGCCAAGAAGUCACAACAGCAAGGCCUUAUGGGGACGAAGCACUUCUGCAGCACUCGCCUGCCGUCACCGCGCCAAUUCCUCAGGGACCCCUGCGGCACGGCCGCGCAGACGCAUCCCAUCACCGUCACUGCACAGAUGCCGACGGACGGCAGCGAGAGGCAACCGCAGUCUGACUACAGCCAGGACAGGAGCCUCAGGAUGCUGUUGGAUCAGUCCAUCCAAGCCACGAUGCCUGCCAACGGCAGCGGCCAGUCCACGCAGAGCGGUGCCAGCAGGCAGCAGGGAAAGUUUGUUGCGGAGCAGCAGAUCUUGCCUCCCCCAGCACAGAUGCAAGCAGUCACAUGUAGCACCGUCCGACCUCCAGCCCCAUCGCCCGUUUUCUCCCCGUCUCUGAUGAUCCCACACACCAGCUUCACAUCCCACCAGGCAAACACGCCCCUUCAUCUCCACCAGUGGCCACAGCAGCAGGGUCAGCAGCACCGUCUCUACCUUCAGAUGCAAGGUCCCGAGCCGGUGCCUGGGGCUCCAACGCAGCGCAUUUUCCAGCCCCCACACACCCCACAGCAGAACCCCCUGAGCUACUUCCUCCACCCGCAGCAGCAGAGCCGCCAUGGACAGGGCCAGGCCUGCAACCUGCCCGAUCUGCCCGAGAUGCAGCUGCCCUGA
Mesitornis unicolor (brown roatelo) is the source of this 2298-nucleotide messenger RNA. Its product is annotated as neuronal PAS domain-containing protein 2-like. The record is from RefSeq and is a predicted model, not a curated record. Bases 1 to 2298 code for a protein of 765 amino acids. Gene Ontology annotation, molecular function: DNA-binding transcription factor activity, RNA polymerase II-specific; protein dimerization activity; RNA polymerase II cis-regulatory region sequence-specific DNA binding. Gene Ontology annotation, cellular component: CLOCK-BMAL transcription complex; cytoplasm; nucleus. Gene Ontology annotation, biological process: circadian regulation of gene expression; regulation of transcription by RNA polymerase II. The transcript has 19 exons. NCBI's taxonomy places the organism in Eukaryota, Metazoa, Chordata, Aves, Mesitornithiformes, Mesitornithidae.